UAGAGCGAUAGAGCGAAAGAGAGAGUCAGCCGGGGGGCUACAAAGUAGAAAUACCCCUUCGCUUCCCUUUCGCAAGCGAGAGAUCUCAUCUGCAUCUCUCCUCUGUCUCAUCCCUUCUCUGCUCUUUGAAGUUGUGGAGCGAAGUCGAGACUCGAGAGGAAUCAGUGAACAAAUCCCCAAAUUCCAAUUUCUUCUUCUUCGAUAUGGAAAAGGAGAUGGAGAUGGAGAUGCCUAUGGCUUCCCUCCAUAAGAACAGCUCAUCGUCUUCGACGGUCCGGUUCCUUGGCCUCCUAAAACAGCCGGAUUCUGAUUCGGUGCCCUUCGAAUUGGACGAAAGCGAGGUGGUUUGGUCAGCUGAGCUCUCCGAUUCCCACGAAUCUGUUUCCCUCGGUCCGAUUCACUCCGCCGCCUCUACAAUACUCUCCGCCUCCCCUCCCGAUCACCGUUACCACCAAUAUCGGCCGGAAAGAUUCGGUCUUUCGGCAGCUUUGUCCGACGACCGCCGCCCACUUGUGCAGAGAAAACCAUCCCUGAAUCCUUCUCUGUCCGCUGCUAGUGCGGCACGAACGAUUCCACCGGUGCCAAUCCCACGCUCCGGGGGAUCAGAGGACUUCUCAAACUCAUCUUCAGGCAGAACCAAGUUUCAUCAGUCUGCUCCAGUGAACGUUCCAGUCUGGCCUAGAGGGCUUGUCAAUGGAGGCCCUGGAUCCUCCAAUCUGGGGAGUUUCAACGAGGAUGACGAGGACACUGAGGAGGAGAUGCUGCCACCGCACGAGAUCGUGGCAAGGUCCCAUACCACCACUUUCUCUAUGUUCGAAGGGGUGGGGCGGACACUCAAAGGGAGGGAUCUGCGCCGUGUCCGGAAUGCUGUUUUCCAGAAGACAGGUUUUCUAGACUGAAACUUGAAACCCCGGGUGGUCGUAUCACUUUGUCGCUCUCAAUCUAUUUAGUGAUGCAUCUCCUGUCAAAACGUUCCUCACAGGAAAUUGUAAUAUUCCAGGUCCUCUUUUUAUCUUUAUUUUAAUUUCUUUGAAACUUUUGUUCAUAGGGGAAUUCCUUUGUCUCUGUUAAUUAUGGUUGAAUAACUCUUUUUCAUGAAUUGAUACUGAUGUCAACUUGUAUUUAUUAGACUGGAAAUUUAAGAAGAAAGGUUUGCCUUUCCAAUUUUUUUCUGCUUUC
Molecule: messenger RNA, 1179 nt
Organism: Macadamia integrifolia
Lineage: Eukaryota; Viridiplantae; Streptophyta; Magnoliopsida; Proteales; Proteaceae
Exons: 1
Coding region: 204-899 (231 amino acids)
Source: RefSeq, a predicted model, not a curated record